AUGUUUUUUUCUCCACCCCCCUCAUCCCUUCUUCUUCCUCCGUUCGUUCCUUCUAUUCGUCCUGCUUUCUUUCUUUCUUUCUUUCUUUCUUGUAUUUUUCUAAAGUUUUUCAUCUUUUCGUUUUUCUUCUUCUCUCUUUUUUUUUCUUGGGUCAUGUUUAAAGCAUUUUUCUCUUUUCAUCAACACCAUGUUUUUUUUCUCUCCACCCCCCUCAUCCCUUCUUCUUCCUCCGUUCGUUCCUUCUAUUCGUCCUGCUUUCUUUCUUUCUUUUUUUUUCUUUCUUUCUUUCUUUCUUCAUUUUUUCUCUUUUCAUCAACACCAUGUUUUUUUUCUCCCCCCUCAUCCCUUCUUCUUCCUCCGUUCGUUCCUUCUAUUCGUCCUGCUUUUCUUUUCUUUCUUCGUGGUAGUUUUCAUCCCCAAUUUUUUCUCUCUCCCAACAUUCCUUUCCAUUUCUUUUCUUUCUUUUCUUUUCUUUCUUUCUUUUUGUUUUCUUACGUUUUUCAUCCUUUUCUUUCUAUCUUUCUUUUUUCUUUCUUUAUUACCUUCUUUCUUUCUUUCUUUUUUUCUUUCUUUCUUUCUUUCUUUUUGUUUUCUUACGUUUUUCAUCCUUUCUUUCUAUCUUUCUUUUUUCUUUCUUUAUUACCUUCCUUUCUUUCUUUCUUUCUUUCUUUCUUUCUUUCUUUCUUUCUUUCUUUUAGGUUUCUUACGUUUUUCAUCAUUGCUUUCUUUCUUUCUUUCUUUAUUCCCUUUCUUUCUUCCUUUCUUUCUUUUUGUUUUCUUACGUUUUUCAUCCUUUCUUUCUAUCUUUCUUUUUUUCUUUCUUUAUUAGCUUCUUUCUUUCUUUCUUUCUUUUCGUUUUCGUACGUUUUUCAUCCUUUCUUUUUUUCUUUCUUUUCUUCUCUGCUUUCUUACGUUUUUCUUCCUUUUCUAUCUAUUCUUCUUCUUAUAACAUUUAUUCUUGAAUCCAUCUUUAAAACAUUUUCUGUUUCCAUCCUCACUAAAUUUCCUUCCCCAUUAUUGUCUUCCUUCCUUCCUUUCUUCCUUCAUUUUAUUCAUCAGUCCUUCCCUACUUCUUUCUUUCAUUCUUUCAUUCUUUCUUUCUUUCUUUCUUUCUUUCAUUCCUUCAUUCUUGCUUUAUUUCUUUCAAUUAAUCAAGAUCAUUUCGUUCGGGAUGUCUUUCUUUCUGACUUUCAUUCAUUCUUUUUUUCAUUCAUUUUUUCUUUCUUUCUUUCUUUCAUUCCGUACUUUUAUCUUUCAAGUUGUCAAAAUAAUAUCAUUUUGAGUGUUUAUCUUUCUUUCUAUAUACUUUAUUUCUUUCAUUCCUUCAUUUUUUUCUUCUUCCUUUUUUUUCAUGGAUUAAUUCAUUUUCUUUCUUUCUUUCUUUCAUUCUUUCUUUCAAUUAAUCAAAGUAAUUUGGUUUGUGGUGUUAUUCUUUCUUUCAUUUACUUGAUACUUCUUCAUUUCAAUUUGGCAAGAUCAUUCCAUUUGAAUUUUCCUUUUUUAAUAUUCAUUCAUUAUUUCUUUCUUUCAUUCUUCCAGUUCUUUGUUGUCCCUCCUUCAUUUCUUUCCUUCAUUCUUUCUUUCAUUUAUUCAUUCAUUCUUUUUUUCUUUCUAUUAGUCAAGAUAAUUUCAUUGUUUUUUUUUUGUUUUUUUCAUUCAUUAUUUUCAUCUAUCUUUCAACUUAAAGACAAUUUCAUUUGGGAUGUCCUUCUUCCUUCCUUCCUUUUUUUCUUUUUUUCUUUCUUUCUUUCUUUCUUUCUUUCUUUCUUUCUCGACUACCGGCUCCCUUCCCUUGUUUAUUUCCACAUUCUUUCGAUUCUCUUCAUGUUUUUAAUCAUCUUGCGUUCUUUCACACUUUAUUCUUCUUUCUUUCUUUCUUCUUUUUUUUCUUUUUUCUUUCUUUCUUUACUUCUCCCUUCCCUCCUUUAUUUCCAUAUACUUUUGAUUCUCUACAUGUUUUUAAUCAUCUUGCGUUCUUUCGCACUUUAUUCUUCUUUGUUUCUUUCUUUGUUUCAUUCUUUUUUUUUGUUUCUUUCCUUCUUUCUUUACCUCUCCCUUUCCCUCCUUUAUUUCCACAUACUUUCGAUUCUGUACAUGUUUUUAAUCAUCUUGCGUUCUUUCACACUUUCUUUCUUUCUUUCUUUCUUUCUUUCUUUCUUUCUUUCUUUCUUUCUUAUCAGCUACAUUUUUCCGUGA
This is a messenger RNA of Acanthosepion pharaonis, 2196 nucleotides long. The record is from the annotation of a GenBank genome assembly. NCBI's taxonomy places the organism in Eukaryota, Metazoa, Mollusca, Cephalopoda, Sepiida, Sepiidae.